AACUCCAACUGUAACUUAACUUCAAGUUCCUACUCGGCCGUUUUGGUCUCUUCAGCAUCCUACCACCACAGGACUGUUCCCCACCGUUUGACACUAGUGGUUCUGGGAGGCAAAGAGCCCUGACUAGGACCAGUGUGGAAGUGAUCAAAACUAUGGCUUCAGAGAAACUCAACAUACUGGACAAAAUGUCAGAAGGGGACAAAAAAUCCAUAAAUGAGCUGAACGGAGCAUAUGAGAGCGCAAGUAUGGUGGAAGUGAAGGAUGCAGCCAUCUGGCAGAGACCUCAAAAAAGACAUUUUCCUCAGGCUUAUCAAUGUGCCAUCACGGCAGUUAUUAAAGAGCCAAUUCCUAAAUCGGAUAGAUCCUCCUGGAUAGAACUCGCUCAUCAUAAGGAAAAAAGACACUUUCAACAGAAAAAUAAUGACAUCUUCGGGUGAUGCAUUUCCACAUAAACCACCUGCAUAAAGAUC
Messenger RNA from Tachyglossus aculeatus (Australian echidna), 470 nucleotides. RefSeq names its product spermatogenesis associated 45 (gene SPATA45). The transcript has 3 exons. The record is from RefSeq and is a predicted model, not a curated record. Bases 153 to 437 code for a protein of 94 amino acids. Lineage: Eukaryota; Metazoa; Chordata; Mammalia; Monotremata; Tachyglossidae.